UGGAAACCGGGCAAGUGGGGUUUAUAUAUCUGUGGAAUGAUGUCCAGGGUGGGAGAAAGAACUCUUGUCUGCUUGAGGCAAGUGUGAAUGUUGAAAUUGGCCGCCUUGAUUAGCAUUGAAUGGCCUUGCAGCUUCAGAGCCUGGCUGCUUCCUGCCUGGGGGAAUCCUUUGUUUGUUAGCUGUCCCUGAUUGAUUCAUGUCUGGAAUUUCCCCAUGUUGUUCUUCAUUUACUGUCCUGAUUUUAGAGUUUUUCAAAUACUAGUAGGCAGAUUUUGUUCAUUUUCAUGCUUUACUCCUUUCUGUUGAAAUUGUUCACACGCUUGUGGAUUUCAGUGGCUUCUCUGUAUCGUCUGACAUGGUGUUUGUUAGAGUGGUCCAGCGUUUCUGUGUUCUCAAAUAAUAUCUUGUGUCCAGGUUGGUUCAUCAGGUGUUCACCUAUGGCUGACUUCUCUGGUUGAGUGAGUCUGUAGUGCCUUUCAUGUUCCCUGAUUCGUGUCUGAGCAAUGCUGUGUUUGAUGGUCCCUAUGUAGACUUGUCCACAGCUUCAUGGUAUACGGUAGACUCCUGCAGAGGUGAGAGGAUCCCUCUUGUCCUUUGCUGAAUGUAUCAUUUGUUGGAUUUUCUUAGUGGGUCUAUAGAUCAUUUGUAUUCUUCUUCACCUCCCAUGAUUCACAAAUGUCUUUUUCUGUAGUUCAUUGUUCCUGGUUGCUAACAAAAAAGAAGACGACGCAGCUUGACAAGGAGAUUGUCAUUUGGUCUUUGUUGAGCAUCUCUCCUCAUAAUUCCCUGCUCUCUGUUAAGCCAAAAAAAUGCACUGAAUUCCCACAAGAAUAAGGAGCUUUUGUUCUUCAGCAAUGGAUGAGGAGAGUUUGGAAACAGCCAUCCAGACCUAUAAUGCCCAGUUGCAGCAAGUGGAGCUGGCCCUGGGAGCCGGGCUGGACCCAUCACAACAGGCGGAUCUGAUACAACUGCAGACAGAUUUGAAGCAGCUGAUAGAACUGACAGAAUCCAGCCUUGUGUCCAUGAAAAAGAGCAAACUCUUUUCAGGUCUGAACUCAGAGACCUCGUCAGCCUCUCCAUCCACUCACCAGCCGCAAAAUAGCUCUGAGCCAAGUAAAGACAGCAAUGAUGAUGAAUAUGCAGCAUUCAAGGAAGCCAUUGCAGAAAUUGGUGGUGAGGAUGAACCUUCAAGCACUUGUAAUGAAGAGGGUGAUGAGGAGGAGGAGGAGGAGGAAGAGGAGGAGGAAGAAGCCAGUGGAAUGAAAGUGAAAGCUCCAUACUAUAGUUCUUGGGGCACCCUUGAAUACCACAAUGCUAUGAUUGUGGGGAGCGAAUGUUUGGAAGAUGGGACCCCAGGAGUCAGAGUUCUCUACCUCUAUCCCACACAUAAGUCCUUGAAGCCUUGCCCCUACUUCUUGGAUGAUAAAUGUCGGUUUAAAGAGAAUUGCCGGUUUUCUCAUGGGCAGGUGGUUCCUGUGGAGGAGCUGCGUCCUUUUGAGGAGCCUGACCUCAGCUCCUUGGCAGUGGGCUCAUCCUGUCUGGCCAGGCAUCAGGAUGGGAUCUGGUAUGCUGCCAAAAUCACAGACAUUGACAGCGGUUACUACACGGUGAAGUUUGACUCUCUGCUCCUGAAGGAGGCUGUGGUGGAGGGCGAUGGGGUUUUGCCUCCGCUGCGCGAAGAGGAGAGCUCUUCCUCGUCUGAGUCAGACAGCGAUGAUGUUGAUGAUGCUGCGUAUGCCAGAGUCAUUGAUUCUGGGGCCCCGGAGACCGCAGAAGGACCCUCCCCUUGCAGUUCCGCUUUUGGCAGCUGGGAAGCUCACACCCGCGGCAUCGGUUCCAAACUCCUUGCUCAGAUGGGAUACGAAUUGGGAAAAGGUUUGGGGAAAAAUUCGGAGGGCCAGGUAGAGCCUGUCUUGGCCGUUGUGUUGCCGAAAGGCAAAUCCUUGGACCAAUGUGCCGAAAUCCUCCAGAAGAAGAGAGAGGGGAAACUUGAUUCGGCCAAGUCCAAAAAGCGGCGAGCAAAAGGCAGCCGGGCGCCCCGUCCCUGCAGGCCGAGCCCCAAGCCCCGGAACGUGUUUGACUUUCUGAAUGAAAAGCUUCAGGGCAAAGACUCCAGUCAGGAAGAGGGAGGGUUGGCACCGUUGGAGAGGAGCAGCAAGGAGAUCUACCACGCCAGCAAGAGCACCAAGAAGGCCCUGAGCGUCCGCCUCUUUCAGACGGUGGAAAAAAUAGAGCAGACCCAGAAGGAUAUCCGAGGGAUCCAGGAGGCUCUGGCGCGAAAUGUUGGGAGGCACAGCAUUGCUACAGCUCAGCUGGAAGAGAAGCUGGCUGGGGCCCACAAGAAACUGGGCGAACUCCGGGCCCAAGAAGCCAAUCUCCAACGGGAGCAGAAGAAGGCCGACACACACAAGAAAAUGACCGAGUUCUAGCCCUUCUUCCAUCAGACUGAGUGCUGUUUCUGGGUGGACAGAAACUUUUCCUUUGGUCAGUCCCUCUCUUUGGGGUCCCCUUCACCUCAGAAGAGGCUGGUUGUGUAAAGGCUGGCCCAUUAAGCCACUGGCCUUUGUGGAUUGUGGCCUUUACAUGGAGCAACCAGGAGAUGCUGACGAGCUGCAGAAAAGCUUCCUUGGGUCUGGGUCUAGCACAGCCCUCCGUCUCCGUGGCACUGUUCUUCCAUAGUUGUCCGUUAGUAGAUAUCCCAGGCAUGGGCAAACUUGGGCCCUCCGGGUGUUUUGGACUUCAACUCCCACAAUUCCUAACAGCCGGUAGGCUGUUAGGAAUUGUGGGAGUUGAAGUCCAAAACACCCGGAGGGCUCAAGUUUGCCCAUACCUGAUAUACAGAAAGUUGCUCAGCAUCAUCAUCAGGGUUCAUUCUGUUCUUGUUGGCGAUGUGCCUCGGUUCUUUGAUCCUUUUUUUUUGGUCAAUAUAUCAUUAGCCAUGCGAAUGAAUGGCACAAACUGGAAUCACAAUUUCCCUAUUUUCUGAGUGAUACUGAUCCUGUGUCUCCUAAAUACCCGCUAUGAGCCAUGUUUUUGAAACCAUCCUGAAAUCCCAAAGCUAUGGCUUGAAGAUAGAGGUCUUCCUCCAAACAAGAGCAAGCAAGUGCUGUGUUCUUCAUUGAAAGUCUGUGUCUUCCUCUCUCAGGAGCUUCUUCAGUCGAAGUUCAGGUUGAGGCCGGAAAAUACAGUUAUCCCUCCACAUAUGCAGUUUUGACUUUCACAGAUUUUAUUACUCACCUAUUACUAGGAAUAUAUCCAAUUUGAUCCUAUGGUCCAUUUCCUCCAGGCAGGGAUCUCUUCUCAGAUUGUUGUUUUAUGAUACUCGAUAUUACAUUUGAAGCUGGUAGGCUGUUAGGAGUUGUGGGAGUUGAAGUCCAAAACACCUGGAAGGCUGAAGUUUGCCCAUGCCUCCUGUAAUGCGAUUCUGUGGUCAUCCUGGAAGAUCCAGAAAUUCCUAGAGAAUAGUCACUUUAUUUGCCAUUUGUCAGUUUCAUGGGUGCCCUGUGCCCCUAAACCAGUGGUUCUCAACCUGUAGGUCCCCAGGUGUUUUGGCCUACAACUCCCAGAAAUCCCAGCCAGUUUACCAGCUGUUAGGAUUUCUGGGAGUUGAAGGCCAAAACAUCUGAGGACCCACAGGUUGGGAACCACUACCCUAAACCCAGCAAAUGUGGAGGGCUGACUGUGCUUCCCAUAUGGCUGCUUAUCGUUGCUACUCCAAACAGAGAAGGGACAAGGUUUGAUCUCAGGAACAAUUCAAAGCCUGCUGAUGCCAGAUCUGUAUGUGUUGCCUCGGGUAAGAGGAUGUGAAGGGAGGACAACGAUAUUUUAUUUUCCUUGCAGGGAAAGUAUAGACAUCUGUGUGGCUUCCUGUAUAUGUUUCCUUUCAGUCUGCAACCUUGAAGUUUUAGAUAAAAGAACAAUAAAAUUUGAUGCUUAGCGUC
This is a messenger RNA of Anolis carolinensis (green anole), 3941 nucleotides long. RefSeq names its product zinc finger CCCH-type and G-patch domain containing (gene zgpat). The transcript has 6 exons. Gene Ontology annotation, molecular function: metal ion binding; RNA polymerase II cis-regulatory region sequence-specific DNA binding; DNA-binding transcription repressor activity, RNA polymerase II-specific. Gene Ontology annotation, cellular component: nucleus. The coding region runs from base 855 to 2429 and encodes 524 amino acids. The record is from RefSeq and is a predicted model, not a curated record. Gene Ontology annotation, biological process: negative regulation of transcription by RNA polymerase II. Lineage: Eukaryota; Metazoa; Chordata; Lepidosauria; Squamata; Anolidae.